Messenger RNA from Chlorella variabilis, 2665 nucleotides. RefSeq lists its product as hypothetical. Gene Ontology annotation, biological process: vesicle-mediated transport; intracellular protein transport. The coding region runs from base 150 to 2579 and encodes 809 amino acids. The transcript is spliced from 18 exons. Gene Ontology annotation, cellular component: membrane coat. NCBI's taxonomy places the organism in Eukaryota, Viridiplantae, Chlorophyta, Trebouxiophyceae, Chlorellales, Chlorellaceae. The record is from RefSeq and is a predicted model, not a curated record.
GCCGUUUGAUUUUCAAGGUCGGACGUAGUUUGACCCCUCGUCGCUCGCGCCUGCAGUCUAAGUAAGCGUCAGGUGUGGGGUAGGCGCGCUUGCACCCAGCAUCGGUCCAACGAGUUGUGCAACCCGGGCGGACAUUACGAUCGGCAGCCAUGGCUGACGGCAAAUACUUUAGCACCACCAAGAAAGGUGAAAUCCAUGAGCUGAAGACGGAGCUAAAUGCGGUAGACAAGAGCAAGAAGAAGGAUGCCGUCAAGAAGGUGAUUGCAGCCAUGACAGUCGGCAAAGACGUCUCGCCACUCUUCCCAGACGUGAUCAACCAGAUGCAGACUGAUGACAUGGAGCUGAAGAAGCUGGUCUACCUGUACCUCAUCAACUAUGCCAAGACGCAGCCAGACCUGGCCAUCAUGGCGGUCAACACUUUUGUGAAGGACUCCCAGGACCCCAAUCCCCUGAUCCGUGCUCUGGCUGUGCGCACCAUGGGGUGUAUCCGCGUCGACAAGAUCACCGAGUACCUCUGCGACCCACUGCACCGCUGCCUGAAGGACGAGGACCCAUAUGUGCGCAAGACGGCUGCGGUGUGCGUGGCGAAGCUGUACGACAUCAAUGCCGAACUGGUGGAGGACCGCGGCUUCCUGGACAUGCUCAAGGCAGGAUGGGGGACUGCUGCUGGUUGGGGACUGCUGCUGGACCUGAUUGGAGAUGCCAACCCCAUGGUGGUGGCCAAUGCGGUGGCAGCCCUGAGCGAGAUUCAGGAGCUGGGUGGCAAGCCGGUGCUGGAGCUCACCCUUGGCACCGUAUCCAAGCUGCUACGGGCGCUCAACGAGUGCACCGAGUGGGGCCAGGUGUUCAUCCUAGACUCUGUGGUUAACUACCUGCCUGCCGAUGGCAAGGAUGCCGAGGCGGUGGUGGAGCGUGUGCUGCCGCGUCUGCAGCAUGCCAACUCUGCUGUUGUGCUGUCUGCCAUCAAGGUCAUCCUAAAAAACUUGCAGUACAUCAAUGACGAGACCGUGCGUGCCGCGCUAUCACGCAAGCUUGCGCCGCCGCUGGUCACGCUUCUGGGCGCGGAGCCGGAGCUGCAGUACGUGGCGCUGCGCAACAUUGGCCUCAUUAUCCAGGGCCAGCCAUCGGUGCUGGCCAACGAUGUCAAGGUCUUCUUCUGCAAGUACAACGAUCCCAGCUAUGUCAAGAUGGAGAAGUUGGACAUCAUGAUGAAGCUGAUCAACGAGCAGAACAUUGACCAGGUCCUCCUUGAGUUCAAGGAGUAUGCCACUGAGGUGGACGUGGACUUUGUGCGCAAGGCGGUGCGUGCAAUUGGCUACUGCGCCAUCUCCAUCCAGUCGGCGGCGGAGCGGUGCAUCAACGUGCUGCUUGAGCUGAUUGGCACGAAGGUCAACUACGUAGUGCAGGAGUCGAUUGUCGUCAUUAAAGACAUCUUCAGGCGCUACCCCAACCGUUACGAGAGCAUCAUUGGGACAUUAUGUGACAGUUUGGAGAGCUUAGAUGAGCCGGAGGCCAAGGCCAGCAUGGUGUGGAUCAUUGGCGAGUAUGCAGAGCGCAUCGACAACGCGGAUGAGCUGCUGGAACAGUUUCUGGAGUCGUUCCCCGAGGAGACAGCGGCAGUGCAGCUGGCACUAAUGACUGCCACUGUCAAACUGUUCCUGAAAAAGCCGGUGGAGAAGCCGCAGCAGCUGAUUCAGCUGGUGCUGACCUAUGCCACCCAAGAGACUGAUAACCCAGAUCUUCGUGAUCGCGCGUACAUCUACUGGCGGCUUCUGUCCACUGACCCGGAGGCGGCGAAGGACGUGGUACUUGCCGAGAAGCCCACCAUCAGCGGUGCGCACGAUGGCACUGAGCCUGCCCUCCUGAACGAGCUGUUGGGAGAGCUGGGCAGCCUGGCCAGCGUGUACCACAAGCCCGCCAGCUCCUUUGUGUCCAAGAUGCGCCUGGCAGUGCACCGAGCAGACGAUCUGGCAGCUGCAGCGGCACGCGGCUCGCACAGCGGAGAUUCGGAAACGCUGACCUCGGCAGUUGUGGCAGAGUCGCCGCUGGCUGGGCUGGGGGCCUCUGCCGCCCUCACGCCCACGCCCCCUGUGCCCGACCUGUUGGGCGACCUGCUGGACCUAGAUGUGCCCGCCCCUGCACCAGCAGCAGCAGCAGCAGCAGCGCCGCCAGAUGCCCCCAACCUGCCAAUGGUGUUUGGGGAAGACAAGGGCAAGGGGGUGGUGCUGUGCGCGGCACUCAGCCAGCAGGCCGAGGGAUACGUGUACCAGCUGUCAGUGUCCAACGUGGCUGUCGGGGCGCCGCUGAACGGCUUCAUGAUCCAAUUGAACAAGAAUGCGCUCGGGCUGGCGCCGGCCUCCCAGCAUGUAGCGCUGGAUGCAGUGCCACCCGGCGCCACCGCCACCGCGCGCGUGCCGAUGGUGCACAACCCAGCGUUAGCCGCCCCCGAACAGGGGCAGCUGCUGCAGGUGGCCAUCAAGUGCAACCCGUUGGGCGUGCUGUACUUUAACGAUUCCAUCCCGGCGCAGCUGCUGGCACCGCCGCCGCCUGCCGCAGCGCAGGGGGCCUUCUUCUUUUGAGACUGUACGAACAAUGCCUGCUCUGACUCCUCCUUUGCACUCUGGACGAGCUGGACUCUUCAGAUCUCUGUAAGAGACAGAAUGGC